CCGCCAGAAUAUAGUCUGCCGUGGAUCGUCGGACCGUUCAGUCUUUUUGUGUCGUUCAGUAUCAUCCGAUUCGUGUGAUCGACAGCACAGCCGAAUUUUUUUUUGCUUUUUUUUCUAAUUCCUUGAAGUAACCAAAAACACAAAUCAAAAUGGCUGAUGAUGAGGCUAAGAAGGCUAAACAGGCUGAGAUCGAGCGCAAGCGUGCUGAGGUGCGCAAGCGCAUGGAGGAAGCCUCCAAGGCCAAGAAGGCCAAGAAGGGUUUCAUGACCCCAGAGAGGAAGAAGAAACUCAGGUUGCUGCUGCGUAAGAAAGCCGCUGAGGAGCUGAAGAAAGAACAGGAACGCAAAGCGGCUGAACGUAGACGCAUCAUUGAAGAACGUUGCGGCAGUCCCAGGAAUCUCAGCGAUGCCAGCGAAGGCGAAUUGCAAGAGAUUUGCGAAGAGUAUUACGAGCGUAUGUAUAUUUGUGAAGGCCAGAAAUGGGAUCUGGAAUACGAAGUCAGGAAAAAAGACUGGGAGAUCAACGAUCUCAAUGCCCAAGUUAACGAUCUUCGCGGCAAGUUCGUCAAGCCAGCCCUGAAGAAGGUCUCCAAAUACGAAAACAAAUUCGCCAAGCUGCAGAAGAAGGCCGCUGAGUUCAACUUCCGCAACCAGCUGAAGGUGGUGAAGAAGAAGGAGUUCACGCUGGAGGAGGAGGAGAAGGAGAAAAAGAUAAAAGAUGCCGCUGUGCUAAAGCAAGCCAAAAAGUAAGAAACCCGACUGGUCCAAGGGCAAGCCCGGCGAUGCCAAGGUGAAGGAGGAGGUUGAGGCCGAAGCUUAAGUGUCCGCACGUCCACUAGUGUCCACAACCGACCCGUGACUCCCGCCCUAAACAAUAAUUGAAAUUAUUUACAACAAUUAUCUGAAGCAAUACCAUUUAUAUCAAUCUAUUAAUACAAUAUAUAUCUACAAAUAUAUAUGCAUGUAUAUAUCUCGCCAAUAUAUACAUAUGUGUCACAAUGGAUUUUGAACAGAAAUGAAGUCAAUAAACAACAACAGCAACAACAAAUAAAUCAACUCUAAGAAUCAAAAUCAAAACUCAGACUCAAACUCAAACUCAACUGCUACAAAUAAUUCAGAUCAACGAUUCAAACAACAGCCAAACAUCUGAACACCUUGAUGAAUUAUUGAUUAUAUUUCAUUAUUUACAAAUUAUAUUUUUUAAUGUAAAUUAAAUUAAAUUACAAAAAAAAAAAGAAACAAA
This is a messenger RNA of Drosophila kikkawai, 1242 nucleotides long. RefSeq names its product wings up A (gene wupA). The record is from RefSeq and is a predicted model, not a curated record. Gene Ontology annotation, cellular component: troponin complex. Lineage: Eukaryota; Metazoa; Arthropoda; Insecta; Diptera; Drosophilidae. Gene Ontology annotation, biological process: muscle contraction.